This is a messenger RNA of Lizanozyma spartinae, 2031 nucleotides long. RefSeq names its product signal recognition particle subunit (gene SRP72). NCBI's taxonomy places the organism in Eukaryota, Fungi, Ascomycota, Pichiomycetes, Serinales, Debaryomycetaceae. Bases 1 to 2031 code for a protein of 676 amino acids. Gene Ontology annotation, molecular function: ribosome binding; 7S RNA binding; protein binding. Gene Ontology annotation, biological process: SRP-dependent cotranslational protein targeting to membrane. The record is from RefSeq and is a predicted model, not a curated record. The transcript has a single exon. Gene Ontology annotation, cellular component: signal recognition particle, endoplasmic reticulum targeting.
AUGUCUAAUUCAAUUAGUCAGGCGUUCAAGGCUUUACAGCUCAACAAGGCCGAGUCAUCUUCAGAACAUGAGAACAUAUUCGAAGUGUCGUAUGAAUAUCUUUCCAAGAUCAAGAACUAUAACGAUGUCAAGGCGUUCCAGAACUGUCUUGUGGCAUUGAUAAAUUUAGAUAAGUAUAACAAAGCAUAUGAGUUGAUCCAGAAGAUCCCUGAAACAUCUGUUGAAGCAGAGUUGGUGUUGGAGAUAGCAUAUGUCCUUUAUAAGGUUGGUAAAUCUGAUCAACUCUUGGACCUCGUCAAUAAACACCAAGAUGCGGUGAGCGAUGGCUAUUACCUGUUUGGGAUCAAGAACAUCUUAGCACAGAACUACUAUAAAAUCGGUAAGUAUCAACAAAGUUUACAAUUGGUUCAAGAAUGUAUACGUGAAUCGGGUGUGGCUGAUAACACGGACUUUGCAGUCAAUGAAAGAGCAGUGAUUUCCCAAAUCAAUUUCCAGCACUCUACAGUAGUUAGUAAUGCUUCCACUGAUUUAGAUAGUCAGAAUUACGAUUUGUUAUUCAACGAGUCGUUAAUAGAGUUGUCUAAGAACAACAAACAGAAGGCUUUGGAAUUGUUGAACAAGGCAGAACAAUUAUGUUUGGAACAAAAUAUGGGUGCUGAUAAAGAAGACUUUUUAAGUGAAUUGCUUCCUAUAAGAUUGAAUAUCAAUUAUAUCAAACAAAGACAAGGAGAUUUGGUAGGUGCCAUUGAAGGCUUAAAUGAAGAAUACAGUAAUAUAGGUUCAAUUAGUGAUGAUUUCUUGAAGUUGAUUCUCAAGCUUAACUUGUACUCCUGUCAACAAGAACAGCAAGCUGGAGCUGGGAAAAAAUUUCAAGAAUCAAAUCUUGUGUUCCGUGAUUUACAAUUACAACAAGUGUUGAAUAAAAUGAACCAAAAAUUAACCAAAUUCCAGUAUCAUGUUCUUAUGAAGAACAACCUUUUGGCCAAAUAUUUAGAUGGAACUUUGGGGUCCACCUUAACUUCGUCAAGUUUCAUCAAAGCAUAUUUGGAAAGCUUCCCUGAAGAUUUGACUGCCAUGGUUUACGGACUUUUAAGUGAAUUGAAUAUUACUGCAACUGAUUUACAAGAUAAAUCCAAACGCUUUGAGCUCAAAAGGAAGCUUCAAGCUGCAGCGGCAACAGCAGCAGACACAAAGAAACAAUUUGCUUUAUAUAUUCUCAGUGAUUAUAUCUACAAGAACUUAGACACUGAUAGUCCCAGUGGCGCUUGGCCAUCUAAGCAAUUGAGUAAGAUUAUACAACAUGGAUUGGAAGAUGGUGACAGUAAUCAGCUAAUCCCUUCAGUCGUUGGGUGUUACAUGAGUUUAAAGGAAGGUGAUUUAAAUUACGAAGAAAAGGAAAAAAUAGUGCAAUCUUUGAAAGAUAGAAUUAUAACAGCUAAUUCACAAGAGUUAGCAUCUGAUCCCAAUCUUUUAAUGUUAUACAAGGAAUUAGGAUUUCAACUUAUUCAAGGAGUUCAUGCCAGGGGAGAAGGUUCGUCCUCUACUACCAUUGAAUAUGGGAAGCAAAUUCUUGAAGCGUUGGCUAAAGCUAUUCCUGGAGAUAAGUUUAUUUCAGCCUUUAAUUCCAAUGAUGUUUCCCAGUUAAUCGAUGUUGACCAAUUACAAGCCAAUGAAACCAUUGAAGAAUUGGUAGAGGAAGGUAUGCAAGGUUUCCAAAAGUAUAUCAUCCAACGGAAGUCACCCAUUCACAAGUUAAGAUCAAGAAAGAGAAAGCCAAAGUUUUCAGCAAAUAAGAUCAUCAAGUCACCAGAAGAUUUAACUUUAGACCCCGAAAGAUGGUUACCUAUGAAGGUAAGAUCUUACUACAAGCCCACCAAGAAAGACAGACUCAAAGCAUCGCAUCAAGGUGCAGUUGAGAGACAGUUAACUCCAGCACCUCUUGAGUCUACAACCACCAACACCAACACCAACACCAGUUCCAGUUCCAGUUCUAACAAGAACAAAAAGAAAAAGAAGAAGGGUAAGAAGUAG